CGGCCGGUCGCAGGGCUCCUCCCGCCGUGGCGCUGCCGGGCCGGGCCGAGCCGGGCCGGGGGCGGAGGAGGCGGGGAAGGGGGGAGCCGCUGCCGUCACCGAGGCUCCCGGCUCGCUCGCCUCGCCGCCGCGGCAGCCCCAGCCCCGCUCCCACCCCCUCGCCUGCCCCCACCCUCCUUCCCUUUCUCUCGCUCUCUCGGCGAGAGCAGUGUGCCUCCCUUCCCAGAUGGCAGCCGGCAGCGCCAUGCAGCCUCCCGUUCCUCCUCCUCUCCAUCCUCUCCGGCUCUAAGUCAAUGCCAUGCUGCCGCUGCUCCUCCCGGCACUGCUGGCCGCCUGCCUGCCGCCCAGCCAGGGCUGGAGCCCCUCGGCGGCUGCCAGCGGGCAGGAGGAGCAGGAGCAAGAGCUCUUCUUGCCCCCCGUCAACUCCUCCUCGCGCUCCUUGGCCAGCCUCGAGAUGGACCUCGACGGGGCAGCAAGCAAGGAGGAAGGCAGCACCACCAGCCCGGGCACGCCGGCUGCCCCUAGCCAAGAGCCCUUCCCUUCCACUCCCACCUCCUCCGGUCAGCAGCAGCAGCAACAGCAGCGUCCCCAGCCGCAGGGGCAGCCGCAGCCCGCCGAGGACCCGCACUGCAAUAUCAGCGUGCAGCGGCAGAUGCUGAGCUCGCUGCUGGUGCGCUGGAGCCGCCCGCUGGGCAUCCAGUGCGACCUCCUGCUCUUCUCCACCAACAGCCACGGGCGGGCCUUCUUCUCCGCCGCCUUCCACCGCGUGGGGCCGCCGCUGCUCAUCGAGCACCUGGGGCUGGCGGCCGGCGGCGCCCAGCAGGACUUGCGCCUCUGCGUGGGCUGCAGCUGGGUGCGGGGCAGGCGGGUCGGGCGCCUCAGGGGGGGCGCCGCACCUCAGGCCGCCGCCGCCGCCUCCUCCUCCUCCUCGCUCUCCUACCCGCCGGCGGCCGAGCCCGGCCAGUACUGGCUGCAAGGGGAGCCUCUGAAUUUCUGCUGCCUGGAUUUCAGCCUGGAGGAGCUGAAGGGGGAGCCGGGCUGGCGGAUGAACCGCAAACCCAUCGAGUCUACCCUGGUGGCUUGUUUCAUGACUCUGGUCAUCAUCGUGUGGAGCGUGGCCGCCCUCAUCUGGCCGGUGCCCAUCAUCGCCGGCUUCCUGCCCAACGGCAUGGAGCAGCGCCGCAACACCGCCGCCGGCACCGCCGCCGCCGCCGCCGCCAAGUAGCCUCUCCCGGUGAAUCGCUCCCCCGCCCUUCUCUUCGUCGUGUGGUGUGGAGGGACGCGGGGCGGCCGCCUCCCGCCGGGCCGGACUCUGCCGUGUUUUUUUCUUGUUUAAAGCGUGUCACAGGUGGCGCGGCGAGACGCCGAGGGGCCGCGGGGGCCGCGGGGCUGCCUGAGGGCCCGGCCCGCCCUGCCCUGAGGGGAGCAGCUCCGCCGCGCCACCAGCCCCGCCCCGCCCCGCCGCCGGAGACGACCAAAUCCUGUGUGCUCCUUUUAUAUCUUUAAUACCCGUUUUAAACGAAACUUUUAGUAAAAAAGAAGAAAAGAAAAAAAAAAAAAAAAAAACAAAGAAAAAGCCCCCCUCCCCAAAUCAACGCAGGAAAUAAAAGACCCUCCUAUUCAACCGCGUUUGUUGUAGUCGGAGUAGCUUUUUUGUAUAUGAAUUCAGUUGGAGAGGGCUUUUUCUUUAUUUACAGAAAGGGAAGUCUCUUUUUGGCAGGAUCGAGAACGGAAGCACUAUAUAUAUAAAUAUAUAUUGUUAUUGCUGAAGCUGAACUUGAACAAACCUUUUACACUGUAUUUCCCGGUUGAGAUAGUGUGUAUUUAUUAUUGUAGCUCUGCGUUACUUGGCUUUUAAUACAGAGGUUUUCUUUCUGGA
This is a messenger RNA of Phalacrocorax carbo (great cormorant), 1879 nucleotides long. Lineage: Eukaryota; Metazoa; Chordata; Aves; Suliformes; Phalacrocoracidae. The record is from RefSeq and is a predicted model, not a curated record.